Messenger RNA from Cercospora beticola, 1989 nucleotides. Its product is annotated as SPFH domain-containing protein. The record is from RefSeq and is a predicted model, not a curated record. Gene Ontology annotation, biological process: mitochondrion organization. Lineage: Eukaryota; Fungi; Ascomycota; Dothideomycetes; Mycosphaerellales; Mycosphaerellaceae. Gene Ontology annotation, cellular component: membrane; mitochondrion.
AGCAGAUGACGCGAAGAAGGAGCGAGUGAGCGGAGGAAACGCAGCGCAAAGCCCGACGAAGCUUGAUCAGCGCAACACCUCUGGCACACCUCGUCCGUCAUCUUUAGAACGACAGCGCUGCAUGAUUCCCAUCAUCAGCAGUAUUGCGACGACAAUCAAAGCUCAAUCACCAUGAGCUCACCGGCUGCGGCCAUCACGCCCGCCAUGGCAGCUCUCCGGGCUGCUCGACCAACCCUCUCGCGCCGCUCGAUGGCAGUCAUCCAGAAUUCGAGAUACCCGAUUGUCUAUGCCGCGCAACGCGCCACUUUCUCCACGACACCACAAAAUGCGUUGCCUCGCGGGGCAGAGAGCAUGUUCGGCGCGGCGACCGGCGGUGGGAGCCCAAGCACAUACUUUCAGCGAUCGAGCCUGCCCGCCAACACCAUAAUCAAGUUCGUUCCACAGCAAACAGCAUGGAUCGUGGAACGUAUGGGUCGCUUCAAUCGUAUCCUUCAACCUGGACUUGCGGUUCUCAUGCCAGUGAUCGAUCGCAUAGCAUAUGUGAAGAGUCUGAAGGAGAAUGCUAUGGAGAUCCCAUCUCAAAGUGCCAUCACCGCAGACAACGUUACUCUCGGAAUCGAUGGUGUACUGUACACGCGAGUGAUGGACCCAUACAAGGCCAGCUAUGGUGUGGAGGAUGCGGACUACGCCAUCUCGCAGCUCGCGCAAACAACGAUGCGAAGUGAAAUUGGUCAGCUCACUUUGGAUCAUGUCUUGAAAGAGCGAGCAGCGCUCAACACAAACAUUACACAAGCGAUCAAUGAAGCUGCGGCAGACUGGGGCGUGCGCUGCCUUCGAUACGAAAUUCGGGAUAUCCACGCACCAGGACCUGUAGUCGAAGCGAUGCACAGGCAGGUCACAGCGGAGCGGAGCAAACGUGCCGAGAUUCUGGAUUCUGAAGGUCAGAGACAGUCUGCCAUCAACAUCGCAGAGGGUCGGAAGCAGAGUGUCAUCCUGGCAUCCGAAGCUAUCAAGGCAGAGCAGAUCAACGCUGCGUUCGGUGAGGCUGAAGCCAUUGAGCUGAAAGCUAGGGCCACAGCCAGAGGUAUCGAUGCAGUAGCAAAGAGUCUAUCUGAGGGCAAGCAGGCAGCGCAGGGCGCCGUAUCGCUGUCGGUGGCGGAGAAAUAUGUGGAUGCAUUUGGCAAGCUUGCCAAAGAGGGAACUUCGGUUGUAGUUCCAGGAAACGUGGGAGACAUUGGCCAGAUGAUCGCCACGGCGAUGUCAGUGUACGGCAGUGUUGGCCAGGCUCAAGCAAAGGCUCAAGCGCAAAAGCUGGUCACUGGAGAGGACAGCGCCACGUCCGCCGGGCAACAGUCGGAACACCGAUCGCAGGACAAGGAUUCAAUCCAGCAGAGUGUGCUGGAGAGCUUUGAAAGCACAAAAGAGCGGCACUGAUGCGCUAUCUUUGGGAAGAUUAUGUUUUGCAUGCAAGAGCGACUGCAUCAGCGUUUUAUGGGAUUCGAAAAGUGAUAUGACAUGUUCGUCCAACUCAGCAGGCACUAGCAGAUGCCAGUGUAUAGAUAUUGUACAAUCACAACUUCAUUUGUCGUCAGCGUGGUCGACACAAGGAGGCGGAUUUGAGUCCAGAAUGAACAACAACGUGAAUGAAGGUUCAAAGGUGUGAAUGGUGGCUUUUGAGGACCUGCAUGUGAAGAAUCAGAGGGGUUCCGAACAGCUGUGGAAUUGGGGGCCACAAAGUUGGGAGAAUGAGCAAAGCAAAAGAAGUAUGCAUAGUGGUGUUGCUACUCGAUUACCAUCGAUCGUCGAUGAAGAAGACUUCAAAGUGGACAGCUCAAGCAGGUGUGAAGAGCAGCAGAAACCGCCGUCAGCACAUGGUCUGGGUGUCCAGACCGCAAGUUUCCAUGCCGAUGUUGACCCAGAUGAGCGUGAUGCUGCUUGUGCUCGUGCGUGUGAUGCCUCGUGGGUGUGACGAAACCCUCUCUCCUCCAC